This is a messenger RNA of Xylona heveae TC161, 861 nucleotides long. RefSeq names its product Rcd1-like protein. The record is from RefSeq and is a predicted model, not a curated record. NCBI's taxonomy places the organism in Eukaryota, Fungi, Ascomycota, Xylonomycetes, Xylonales, Xylonaceae. Bases 1 to 861 code for a protein of 286 amino acids. The transcript is spliced from 4 exons. Gene Ontology annotation, biological process: mRNA catabolic process; negative regulation of translation. Gene Ontology annotation, cellular component: P-body; CCR4-NOT core complex; CCR4-NOT complex.
AUGGAUUCCAGCAUCAGCGAAGAGAAUAGGCGUGUUCUCGGCUGGAUUGCAGAUUUAAUGAAUGGCUCGUCACGAGAAGCAGCAUUACUUGAACUUAGUAAAAAGCGGGAGCAAGUUCCUGAGCUGGCCUUGAUUCUGUGGCAUUCUUUCGGGGUUAUGACGUCUUUGCUUCAAGAGAUCAUCUCCGUUUAUCCACUGUUGAAUCCGUCGCAGCUCACGGCUGCCGCUUCAAAUCGCGUUUGCAACGCGUUGGCACUGCUUCAAUGUGUGGCAUCACAUAACGAAACCCGAGGCCUUUUCCUCAACGCGCAUAUUCCUCUCUUUCUCUAUCCCUUCCUCAACACGACAUCCAAGUCUCGGCCGUUUGAGUAUCUCCGUCUUACCUCGCUCGGAGUGAUCGGCGCGCUGGUAAAGAAUGACUCUUCUGAGGUCAUCAACUUCCUUCUUACGACCGAGAUUAUUCCUCUUUGUCUCCGCAUCAUGGAAACUGGCUCAGAGUUGAGCAAGACUGUGGCCAUCUUCAUUGUGCAGAAGAUCCUCCUCGACGACCUUGGCCUUGCAUACAUCUGCCACACUUACGAGCGAUUCUAUGCUGUGGGCACUGUCUUGAGCAAUAUGGUCAACCAGCUUGUUGAGCAACAGACGGUUCGGCUUCUCAAGCAUGUCGUACGAUGUUUCUUGAGAUUGAGCGAUAAUGCACGAGCACGGGAAGCUCUCCGUCAAUGUCUGCCUGAGCCUCUCCGCGACGCGACUUUCUCGUCGGUUCUACGCGACGAUGCAGCAACAAAACGAUGCCUCGCCCAGCUUCUUAUCAAUCUUUCCGACAAUGUUGUGGAUGCUUCUGGCAACCAAGGGUUGUAA